Molecule: messenger RNA, 7256 nt
Organism: Nilaparvata lugens (brown planthopper)
Lineage: Eukaryota; Metazoa; Arthropoda; Insecta; Hemiptera; Delphacidae
Exons: 11
Coding region: 430-2538 (702 amino acids)
Biological process (GO): phosphatidylserine exposure on apoptotic cell surface; apoptotic process involved in development; engulfment of apoptotic cell
Cellular component (GO): plasma membrane
Source: RefSeq, a predicted model, not a curated record
GUUCUUACAAAUCUUACAAUACAACACAACAAUACAAAAGUAGUGAAUAGUUUUUGGUGUUGUUUGUAGUUUUGAUAGUUUUAUGCUUUAUACUUAAUAUAAUUCUUUUUCUGAAAACUCCAAAAACUAUUUUUCCUAUCAAUCAGUGCGAACUUUCCGGUUUAGUCUAUCUCGUGAAAUCACUUUAUAUAAAUCAUAUAUCUUCGAAGAAUUCAAGUUCAUAAGUUCUCUUCAAUGUUAGUUUUAUAGGUGGAUUCAAUUGUUACAUAGUUUGAAAUGUGAUUGACCACAGAAACUACGAGAUUUAUUAUUAGUAAAUUUGAAGAAAUAUCAGCUUGGAUGUUUGGGUUUUGUUCCGUAUCAAUUCUGAACUUCUCAAUAGUUUGGACGGACAACCUAACCUAUUCAAUAAGGACAUGAUGCGUGUCGAUGCGAGCCGGGCUGAGAAUGGCCCAGUACGAGUUUCUUCCGCUCUGCGACGUUCUCUUCAACAUCAUCUCGCUGGCAUCCUAUUUCUGCGAUGUGGUGUUUGAUGUGGUGAUGGGAUAUGCGCUGUGGGAGCGGGGUCAGGGUGCGUGGGCACUCUUCACCAUGUCCUUCGUGGUGCUCUCCCUGGUGGUCAGCCAGGCGGUGUCCUUGCGGUGGUACACGCAUGCCUACCAAGGUCAUCCGUCUAGGUCGGCCAUCAACCGCUUCGCAUUCUCAUCCAUUGUGUUCCUGCAUAUCAUACAGUUUGGCAUCUUGUGGAGAUACUUCAAGCUAUUCAUUCCAGUAGACCUGCGUUUCGUGAAGUAUGAAGUGCGCGACCUUUGCAUGCUGAGACUGGUGCAUGCCUUCAUAGAAGCGGCUCCUAUGCUGCUGGUGCAACUCUACUUCCUCUUCCAUGAAACUUCUGUCACCAAGGAGUUCGUUGAUCUCAAUCUCGUCUCAGUCAUUUUGUCCCUGUUCAGUGUGUGCUGGGCUCUGGCUUCGUUCAGCAAAAACGUGCGAAUGCAAAAUGUCCACAGACUGGUUCUGACUUGGCUAGGAGUGAUAUUUCAGUUCUUUUGGCGCCUGGGAACUGUAUGCUGUCGAGUGAUCUCUCUGACGGCGUUCGCUUCGAUUUACGGUCGCUAUGUAUUCCUGGUGAUUGUGUUGCAUUGGGUCUCCAUGUUUCUGUGGCUAGUCUCGCCUAAAAACGUUUUCCACGGCGAGCGGAUAUCCCGCGGACGCAAAGCUGCCUUGUCAGCACUUAUUGCGUUUGUUUAUGUGUUCGCCUACAUCAAUCUGCAAGAGGUCAAUCAUCGCCAAAAGAUGCUGACGUUCUACAUAGUGAUGGGGCUGGAGAACGUUCUUCUAAUGGUGACAUGGCGCAUUGGCAUCUCACGAUCGCCUCCCUGGUACAGUGAGUCUCUUCCUCUUCUGGUGGCCGCACUGUUCGCUUUCGGGCUCGUAUUCCAGGUGCUCUACUAUCAGUUUUUCCAUGUGCGGAGACUCAACUAUGAGGCGGGUGGUCGGCUUAGCAGCAACAACAGUACGGCCAGAUUGCAUCCCAACACCAACGGCAAUGCUAAUGGCAAGGAUUUGGUGCGUCGGCAUAGCUUCAGUGGCGGCGUCUACACCAACAACAAUGGCACAACUAUUGGUGUUCCAAGUAACAACUCGUCUUGGCUACAGAGAAACGGAGAUAGUAACAACUCGUCUUGGCUGCAGAGAAACGGAGAUAGUAACAACACACAACAGCAGACUGCCAAAUAUAGAUAUCAUUGUGUAAACCAUCAUCAUGGAGGAAUUCCGGGCGUUUUUAAUUGUCGCUUCACCAAUCCUUACACGGCAGCCAUGACGAAGAGAAAAAAGAAGAAGCCGACAACUUUCAUUCCACCGCCGUCAGUUGGUGAGAACCCGGUGCCGUUUUGGUGUCGGCCGCUACCUGCUAGACACAAUCAUCAGGGUGGUUCGAGCGAAAACGAAGGCAGCUCCAGUGUGGGCUCUCGUGUCAACAUCCAACAGAAACUGCAGGAGAAGAAGCAGAAGCAGCUGUUGGAGUUGCGAGUUAUCGAGGAGGAGAUCAAACAGGGCAAGCUGCAUCCGAGUCCUGCGGGGGUGGUUCCGCCUCCUCCACCUCCUCCUCCGCCAAGGGGCAAGCAACCGCCCCACGCCUCACGGCCCCAUACCCCCGAAAUAUUGCUCACUCCGCACUAUCUGCACGAUUGGCAGACCUCUGACCACGAGUAUUACGAUGUGUCAGCGGGAGCUGGGCAUCAGCAGAUGUUGUACCUGAUGUACAAGUCAUACCGUGUGCCAUCCGACCUCGACUCACAGGUAUCCCUGCCGCGUUCCUACACGCUGCCCAGAGAGUUCAAGUAUUAUCGGCGAACAAGACCAAGGCCCAGAAAAGCUAUACGCUCAGAACACUUUAUCGCUUCUACUAACUCUAGUGAUGGUGAUGUGGAUUCAGCUGAUGACAAUGAGUCGGAAUCCUCACAUACAGCAUCCCAACCGAGACCACUGAGAAUGGUUCAGUCAGUGUAUGGCGUAAAACAUGAAACAAAACUAUGAGGUUAUCUCUUUUAUUGUUACAAAGGAUGUAUUCACUAAAAUUCUUGUAUGUUUAAAGUUCGUGUCAGUCUCUUUGGGAAGCACUGUGUUAUAGAAGAGAUUCAUUCAGCAUCUAGAUGAUUCUUCUAAAAUGUGAAAGUCUUUCACAUUACCAGAAAACGGCCCGAAAAAUGGUGCAUUCUUGUUUGUGUUUACAAGUUUUUCAUGGGGUACUCUGUUCUAUUGAAAAUUAUUCAGUUAUCUUGAUAAUUCUUCUUAAUGUUGAAGUUCCUCAAACACCAAAAAAAUAUAUGAAUUGGUAGACAGAAUUGUGUUUGGUACGAAUGUGGUAGCAAUAUAUGAAAUGAUCAAUUCAAGUUUCAACUUUUCCGGUUUGAAUACGGCUAAAUAUGAUCAUCUUCAACUAAAUCUUUAGAAAUUAAUUUGAUUUUGCAAUUAUUCAAUUGCAAUCAAAUAAGUGAUAAUUAAUUACAUGACAUUCCAAUUUGGUCUAAUUUAUCUGAUGCUAUAGUUCAAUUCCCGCCUGGACGAAUAUUUUUCACAGCAGUGUGCAUCAAUCCCCCUCUUACCCUCUCUCUGUUCACAAUCCUUCAUGGUAAUCAAUUGAGUGCUUCAUUUUUGAAUACUAGAAUAUAUACUGGAUUAUACAUGUACAAUACGUAUUAUACAAUACAGAGCAAUACGGAAAAGUUUUAGAUGAAUUUACAAAAUAUAAAAUGAAUGAUUAUUAAAAUGCAAUUGAAAAUGCAUUUUUGAAUAAUUAUUAUUGUUUUGUAUCUACAUAAAUUGGCUAAGGUUUGAGCGUAUCAAUGCUCAUUCUCGGAAAAGGAUAAUAAGAAUAUAAUAAUAAUUUAUUCGACCAAAAAAAUAACAUUGUACAAACAAAUUGAAAUAAAAUAACAUAACUGUUGUAGCUAACACCCACGCAAUGCAUGUUUAUCAUUAUAGUCUAAAUGAAGUCCCAAAGGUGAUCCUGUGUGGGGCCCUUCUUCGUACGUUUAGAUAGCAAAGUUUUCAUUACCUCCUCAGUACCUCUACCUUGCAGAAAUUCAAAUUGGUUCUUGCUAAAAAAUUUCUAUUAUUAAAGCAGUUCAGAAUCCUAUUUUCCAUCACCCUCUCAAGUAUUUUAGCGAAUAUUGAUAAUAGUGUUAUUGGUAUUAAGUUAUCAAUGUUUGUGUUUCUGCUAUUUUUUGAAAUGAGGAUUAUAAUGGAUUUUUUUAAUAUUUCGGGGAAAACACCUUUUUUGUAAGCUCGGAUUCUAGAGCUUAACUAAAGCAUCUAGGAUGUGAUCUGAAAUUUCUUUAAUUGUUUGAGUCGAGAUACCAUCCACUACCGGCGCUGUAUUCAUCUUCAGAUCUCUUAUUAUGUCAUGCAUCUCUUCUGCAUUCACUGGCUGGAUAAUAGAUCCAGCUUGACAUUGUAUUAGGAAAACAUCUGCCAGUUCUUGAUCUUGCAAACAGUUUUCUAAUUUGGAUCUGUUAUUCUCUACAAUAGUAAGAAAGUACUUAUUUGUACUAUCAGCUAUUUGUUUUGUACCCUCAAUUGUUUCACCAUUUUCAAGUGUUAUUCUUUCGAUUGUCUUUCUUUACCCACCCCCUCCCUUCCCAACAAUCUAUUUACAAUUCCCAUUGUUCAUAGUAUUGCUUUUGCAAAAUUCAAAUAACUUUAAAAAAUAGUCUUUGGAAAUAUGGAUUUCAUUUCUCAAUUUAUUUCUAUAUUUUAAAUAUUUUUCUUAUUUACCGGAUUAUUUGGUUGCUCUUCAUAUUUUUUAUAAAGAUAAUUUUUAAACUGUAUUUUAUUGAUUAUCCACUCUGACCUGGGUUUUAAUUCCUUAUUUUUUUAUAGGUUCCCUAGUUGUUACAGCUUUGUAAAUUGUUUUCUGCAAGUAUGUAAUAAAUCUUUCCCAUACUGUUUCGACAUUACGAUUCUCUGUUUCUCCUAGAACAUUAUUCCAUACCGUUGUUGCUUAUAUGCUUUUGAGUUUUCUGUGGUCCAUCCUACUUUUCCUUUGUGUUUCAUUUCGUGUAUUUUGAUUUAUAAAUUGUUUUUCAUAUUGUAUUCCUAUCUUCAUCAAUGAAUGAUCGGUUGUAUCUAAAUGUAAAAUUUUAGUUUCUAUAUUCCUUAUUUUGCUAUUUAAUCAAAUUUUAGUGAACUGAACAAAUGAACUGAACAUGAUCGAUGCACCAUCUUAUUAGCACUUUAUUGCUAAUUAGUGUUGUGGGUUCAUUUAUCAAUCAAAUCCAAAAUAACUCCUAAUUAUUCUAUAUUCGUCUACAAUAUUCUCAUUAGAUAAUAGGUUUAUGUUUAUGUCACCAAUAAUAAGAACGGUUUGGGAUAUUUUUAUCUCAUUCAGUUCUAUCAGGAAUUUGUUUAUCUCAUUCAUAUAAAAUCCCGGUGAAUAUAGAUGUAAUCUGUAUACAACCAAGAACGAAAAAGCCCUGGAAUGAACAUUGACAAUAAAUACAGUCAGCUGAUAAUAAAUCAACCUUUUUUUGCAUACAUUUCACAUCUCUACUUAAAUAAAUUAUAGUACCUCCGGCUCGGUACUGUCCUUCCCAUAAACUCUCUACCUCUUGAUAGCAUAUUAAUUCCGUUUAAUUUAUUGUAAUUCAAAAUUCUGUCUUUCAAAAACAUAAUAUACUUGAUGACUUGUGAUCCAUGAUUUUUUAGGUUUUUCUAUUUUUAGAGAAUUUUAUUUUCUACUGCACUAAAUUAAAAACCACUUUAAAAAAGCGUGCUAGUGGUUUAGUGAGAUUACUGCACUUAUAACCUUGAAAAAUCUUGAAUUCUACAACAAUUUCUCCUAAUUCUCGAUAUUUUUUCACAUUUAAAAAUAUCAUUACUCGUCUUGAUAGCUUGUCUAACUAACUGUAACCCAACACAGCCACCCUUUUUAUCCUGAUAGAUGUAGUUAACUUAUAUUAUACAAAAACCAAUUUUUAAACUAUUUGUGAAUUAUCCUUCAAUGUAUAGAUUUAAGUUUAAAAAUAAGUUUCACAGUAGAAUAAUUUUGUACCUUUAUGUAAUUUCGAUGUGUUUGUAAGAUACGAUUUUGUAAUAUUAUUAUUAGCUUUUAUAAAAUUAUAUAAUUUUAUUUUUAAUGCAACAAUUUGCUCAUAUUAGUACGAUCUUUUUAAUGCGUCCUUGCAUUUGAAUGUCAAGUUGAUUCAAAACAAGUUUCGUUGUAUACAAUAAUUAAUGUUUAGUAUUUCACAAAAAUGAUUUUAUUAUUACAAACCCAAUACUUAUUGCAGAUUUAGAAUUAGAAUUUUGUAACCUAUUUAAAAAUAAUAGUGAGCAGCAACAAGAAAAAUGUUUUGAAGAAAGUUUGGUUAAGUAUUCUAUGAAUACAGUGAUGUCACCGCAUAUUUCAGUUGAAGGAGGACAAUUAAAAUAAGAAAGGAAAAGAGUUUAUGUUUUUUGUGAAAAAAGUUUUUUUCGGAAAACAAACAAAUUUACAGUUUGAAGAAUUUCUUAGGAUUGAAAAAAUUGAUUUUGUUGAGCAAUGGUAGAUAAAAAAAGAUCAUAAAGCACAAUUCAAGGAGAAGAAAGGGAGGUAAAGAAAAGAAAGGAAGUGAUCCCAUUGAUCUUGUUAUGAUUUAUUCACGAUUCCAUCCAUUAAUUUAAUUUAUUGUUAUUUUAAUAUUUUCUUGAACGAAUUGUGAUUAGUUAUUAGUCCCGAAUUCCUUGAAAUUCAUGGAAGUAUAUUUGAGUAUUUGACUAGUUUUUCAACCACUCAUUUAUUUUAAAGAUUUCAUAGAUUAUCAAAAACAGUUAAAUAUUUGAAUAGCUUUUCAAGUUUUAAAAAAUACAGAUUUUUAGUUGAACUAUUUGAUUUAUCUUAUUUUAAAUGUAAAUUAUUAUUUUUAUGUUAUAAUUAUAUUGAAGAUUUCUAUCUUCGUUUCCUAACAACCUGUGCCAAAUGAUUCACAAUUGCCGUACGACAAGUAUGAAUUCUGCCCAAGAUAUUUGUUUUCAGCUAGGAAGUUCACUUUCAGGGUUCACUUUUAGAGUUGAAGUAUCAACAAAAAUACAGAAAUCAUUGUUGUUGAUUCUAAAACCUACAAAUGCAGUUAGCUCUGAAAAGCAAAAAUGUUAUGGUAGUUCAUCUAAAAACUUCUUUUCACAUGGCUUCAACAACAAGUUUUGUAAUCAGCGUAUAUUAUUGAACUGGUGAAAUCAUUUGAAAUGAAAAUAUGUUCGAUUGAUGAUUUUGUUUUUGAGAUAUAAUUCUUAUAAGCCUUAUAAUCUUAUUUAAUGUUAAUAACAGAACAGUUGGAUCUUCAGUUUCUGGAGAAAACGUUAGAAUAUCAAUGAGAUUAUGUAUUCACAAUUAUCCUGUAAAUAUGAUUGAUUCUGUUGGAACUGAGGCAUAUAUACAAAAACUUUUGGACUUAGCACUACUACCCAUAGUGUAUAGGUAGUAUAGAAAGUAGAAUAGGGAUCAAAUAUCUAAAUAAGUCCCAGAAAGUAUUAAUAUUUUUACCACAGUUCUCACACAAUCAAUAAGGCAAGAUAAAUGAGUAUAUUGUCGGAGACUAAAUACAUGAUUGCUGUGAAUCAGUUGCAUGAUAGUGAGUAAUCUUUUCACUCUAUGUUUGUAUUUAUUUUCUUACGUCAACAGUUACUGUGUACUGAGUGAAUUUGGAAUUGUAACCCGAAGAUUUUAGAACUUUGAGUUGAAGUCAACUUAUUAAAUAAAUGUCUUGAAUACGCUA